Messenger RNA from Corythoichthys intestinalis (scribbled pipefish), 8075 nucleotides. Its product is annotated as gastrula zinc finger protein XlCGF57.1-like. Gene Ontology annotation, molecular function: DNA-binding transcription factor activity, RNA polymerase II-specific; RNA polymerase II cis-regulatory region sequence-specific DNA binding. The transcript has 3 exons. Gene Ontology annotation, biological process: regulation of DNA-templated transcription. Bases 115 to 2100 code for a protein of 661 amino acids. Lineage: Eukaryota; Metazoa; Chordata; Actinopteri; Syngnathiformes; Syngnathidae. The record is from RefSeq and is a predicted model, not a curated record.
CUUGACGCCACAAUUGCAGUUAUUUCCUGUUACCUUCUUACAAAACUGGCUCCUUCAAAGCAUUCUCAUCGUGUAUGUACCGAGAUGCGACAAAAUACUACUGACUGAAGGCCAAUGCAAUCCCAAACAUCAAGUAGAUACGUGGAAGAUAAAGAGAGGAAAUCCAGGCCACGACGAGCAACUGAAAUACCAAAGAAAAUGAGGUGUCACGCAGACGUCGCAAUAAAAGAGCUUCACCCUGAGAAGCAUGAUCACCUCCACAUUAAAGAGGAAGAGUCGGAGAUGCCGUACAUCAAACAGGAGGCGGAGCCAGAGACCCCCAACAUGAAAGAAGAAGAACAGGAAAAUGAAAUCACUAAGUGUCCAAUAACUGUUUGUGUAAAAAGUGAAGAAGAUGAAGGUCCAAGCGAAGAGAUCGGAGCAGCGAAACCUUGGAGCGACAGCUCAUUUCAACACCUGACAACAAAAGGAGAGGGACGACCGCAACCUGACGGUUUCUUGGCUCCGCUCUCGGAAAGUGACGACGUAAAACCUAACUCCUCUGACUUUAGCACUGAUGAGGAGGACAAUGACUUUGAUCAAAAGUCUUCAAAAUCCCUAAACAAGUCAUCGGUGAUAAGAGACACAAAAGAAUGCACUGUAAGGAAGCCUUAUGCCUGCUCACUCUGUGGUAAAAGCUUCACUCAUAAGAGAACUUUGAACAAACACACAAUGACACACACUGGAGAGAAGCCUUUUGUCUGCACAUGUUGUGGUAAAGGAUUCACUGACAAGGGACAAUUGAUCAAACACACAAUAACGCACACUGGAGAGAAGCCUUUUCCCUGCUUAGUUUGCCAUAAAAAAUUCGCUCAGAAAGCCGUACUAAAAUGUCAUGCCAAAUCACACACUGGGGAAAAACCUUUCGCCUGCUCAGUUUGUCAUAAUAGAUUUUAUACAAGGCAUGAGUUAACAAGACACACACGUACACACACUGGGGAAAAGCCUUUUGCGUGCACAUGUUGUGGUAAAAGAUUCUCCGAGUUGGGAAACUUAAAUGUUCACAAAAGGAUACACACCGGAGAGAAGCCUUUUGCCUGCUCAUGCUGCGGUAAAAGAUUCACUGUUAAAGUUCAGUUAGAAAGACACUCGCUUACACACACUGGAGAAAAGCCUUUUCCCUGCUCAUUUUGCCAUAAAAGAUACUUCACAAAAGCAGCUUUAAACAUACACACACGUACACACAGUGAGGAAAAGCCUUUCACCUGUUCAGUUUGUCAUAUAAGAUUUUGUACGAGGUAUCAGUUAACAGAACACACACGUACACACACUGGAGAGAAGUCUUUUGUCUGCACAACUUGUGGUAAAAGAUUCACCGGAAAGGGACGUUUGAACGAACACACAAGAAGGCACACUGGAGAGAAGCCUUUUGACUGCUCACUUUGCGAUAAAUCUUUCUUCGUACAAAGACUUUUAACAAUCCACAUGCGAACGCACACGGGAGAAAAGCCUUUUGUGUGCACAUCUUGUGGUAAACAAUUCGCUCGGAAGGGAAGUUUAAACACACACACAAUGACACACACCGGAGAAAAGCCUUUUCCCUGCUCAGUUUGCCGUAAAAGAUUCUCUCGGAAAGAACAACUAAACUAUCACACAAGAACACACACUGGAGAAAAGCCUUUUGUCUGCACAGCUUGUGGUAAAAGAUUCACCCAGAAAGCAGAAUUAAUGCGUCACGCAAGGGCACACACUGGGGAAAAGCCUUUCACCUGCUCAGUUUGCCAUAAAAGCUUCUUCACGAAGGGAAAUUUAAGCAGACACACACGUACACACACUGGGGAAAAGCCUUUCGCCUGCUCAGUUUGCCAAAAAAGCUUCUUCACCAGGGCUAAUUUAAACAGACACACACUUAUACACACGGGGGAAAAGCCUUUUAUCUGCACAAGUUGUGGUAAAAGAUUCAUCGAUAAAAGAGAUUUCAACGAUCACACAAGAACACACACUGGAGAGAAGCCUUUUGCCUGCCCUCUUUGCGAUAAAAGAUAUGGUCGUAAGCAACAGUUAAGAACACACACGCGUACACACAGGGGAAAAGCCUUUUCCAUGAUCAGUUUGUUGUAGGGGUGUAACGGUACACAAAAAUUUCGGUUCGGUACAUACCUCGGUUUUGAGGUCACGGUUUGUUUCAUUUUCUGUACAGUAAGAAAAAAAAAUGCAAAAUAUAAAUUUGCUAGUUGUUUAUCACGCACUUUUGUGCUUUCAACAAUAGGAACAUUAGCCUAUACAAAUCUAGAAUUCUGCUCAAAAAUAGAAAAUACAAUAAUCUGAAAUGUAGAUAUUUUGACUAACAAAAUAAAAAUACAUUGGCUCAGACUUUUUCUUUAAUAUCUGAUGUGCAAAAUUGAACAGUUUCAAGUUUCUCAUAUUACCUUUUACCCCCAUCCAUAUGUUUGAAGCCAGCGUUCUCUAACACUGAAUAGUUGCCUGUUACGGCCAGACUGUUCUCCCUGUAGUUUUCAAACACUGUGAGAAAAGUCUGGGACCCAGCCCAUUAACGGCCUCUCGAGCAAGAACUAAAUCAACCGUCCAAUCAGAUUCCUUUAUUUGCGUGACGUAUUUUUAAUUUUCAACGUCACUCAACCGCGUCGGAAGUCGUCUCCACAACAACAUAGAUGGCAAACAGGAGAGCCGAGAACAUGUUCCAAUCCACAGUAAAAUCAGUUUUAAAUUACCAAAAACAUAUCGACACAAGUCAUUGACAACAUGUAUCGCGCUUGCCAUGUUGAAUGAACUCCGCUCUCCUCGUAUGUUUACUUCCGCGCACAAGUCCCUCGUCGCUUUACUAACGUCACGUCCACCCGUCGCUGAUUGGUCCAGUCCGCUGUUUGCUGUGGUUUGCUCCGCCCUGGAAAUUUUAUCCACUGAUUGGUGGCCAGACUCAAUAGCUGGAACAGCGGUGAGUCUGGUGUACCAGGCUAACUGAAUAGGGUCUUAAAUCUAUAUAAACAUCAACUGCAUUUGUUACUGCUUUAGCCUGAUCUGACCCACCGGGUAACGGCUGUUUAAAUGCAGUGGGGAGCUGUGUUUGUACAACGCUCGUCUUUCUCUUCGUUGUAGCGAUGUUCACGCUGGGGUGGUGCCGUUUCAAAUAGGUUUACAGGUUUGACAUGUUACCAGAAACGUACCCGAUCUCGGAUGAACAAUGGCGGCAAACCACUUUGGUUUUAUCAACCUGCCUUUGUCCCUGUUUAGGUUUAUAUUUCACCGGGAAGCCGAAGUGUUCCCAAACGGGAGACCUUAAGGUCGCGGGAAGGUCCUCAAGCUCUUGCUUAUUGCCAUGGUACCCGCGGGUUAUUAAAAGUAUUUUAAAAAAGCAUUGAAUUUAGUUUUCCAUUAUUAAGGGUAUUAAAAGUAUUAAAUUAGCUGUUGUAAAACUGGAAUUUUUUCACUGUAUUUUAACAUCAUCUCAGUGCAACCUAAAUUAUAUCCAUGAAGUUUUUUUUUUUUAAAUCCAUAACGAAGAUGACGCAUAGAAUUUUUACGAUGCACUGCACUAUAAAUCGAACGUCAUUUUUGGUCGGCAUCGGCUGUCACAAUGUUGGUCAAAUUGCGUUUUGUUCCAGAGGGAGCGUUCCCGAUGUCGUAACUGUCUUUUCUAACAAAUUGUAAGUUGGCAGAAAAAAAAUGCAAAUUUUUUAGUGUUUAAAUAGUCAACAUAUUUUUAUGAUCAUUAUAAAUGCGUUUACACAAUGAAAACACUGGUAAGUUUGUUAAACAUAAAGUUGGUCAAAUCGUGUCUUUUUCUGGAGGGAGCAUUCCCGACGUGGUAACUGCAGCCAAUUUAAGCUCAUCAAGAUUUUAAGAUAGGGGUAAAAUCGGGCCUAAAAAAAUCCAGCCCGACCCGACCCCGCGGUUAUUAAAGCCCGACUCAGCCCGAGCCCGAUCAUUUAACUUGAUUUGCUGGCCCGAGCCUGGGAAAAAAAACGAGAUUCUAUGCUGUGUUUGUAGGCAUGUGCUCAGGAAAAAACACAAAAUUUUAGGACUCAGGAGAAAAGGAAAGGGAUGCACCAGUCAGACCUGGACCUGCACUGCUUGCUGCUUGGGAAAAUUGACUGGUUGCAUUUUGUGUGAUCACAUCUGUGACGAUGUCUGCAUAAAAGCCUGUCUUUUGUAACGAAUUCUCGGUUGGCAGAAAAAAGUUUUCUUAACGUUGAAAUAGUCUACAUAUUUUUUAUGAUCAUUAUAAUUGUAUUUACACAACGAAAUAAUGCUGGAAAAGUUUGUUAAACCCAAAUAAACAGAUGCGGUUUUGCGGAACCGUAGAGGGGAAGAUUAAAAAGGGCGUAUGGCACGCUCUGGCUCUGCAAUGGCCAUACAUACAUACAUUUUUUUUUUUUUUACUCCAAAUUAUUUCAUAACAAGUAUUCCUUAGUUUAACAUGCAUACAUCGUUCAUAUAUAUUUAUUUAAAAAGUUAGCAUGAGGAACCCCGGCCCGACCCUGAAGUAAUAAUUGACAUUUUAAUUUCGUAAUGUUUUCAAUUUAAUUUAGCUGUUUCCAGCUUGCUGUGUUUAUAAUUACGAUGUUUGUUUGCCAGUUUUCGUCUUACUGCGAAGAGGGAGGAAGUUACAUCGGCCACAGCCAUAAUAUUUCAGUCAUCAGCCAUCUGCUAUGACCCGGCAAUUUAACGCCUGCUUGCACGCACUCUGCUUCCCGGGAAAGUCCCGGACAUGAUACUAGGACGCGACCCGUUAAAUGUCCGCGUAAGGACUGACAUGGAAAAUUGUUUUCACACACAACUCAAGUCACAGGGCUCAAGUCACAUCCAGAUACUUUGGGUUGCAGUUUAUGGGUCAUGCAAAGGCAGUGGACCUGCUUAAACAUUUCAAAGUAAGCUGCCAAUUUCACCCGAAAAAAAUGUGUUGGAUGCAAUAAUGUAUUUCUGCACAGUUUGCCUUUCGAAUGAAUGUGAAUUUUGCCGUUUAACUCAACAGUUAGCCAUGUUCACUGGGGUCUUGGCAGGUGCACUAACCUGUUACAGAAGAUGGCUGGUCCUCCUCCUGUCCUCCUCCUCUUUUUGUCCAUAGUUAUUGCGUGCGUGCGUGUUUAAAAAAAUUCUGAAAGACUGUAUAAUGUUACUUUAAAUGUGUUUUAAUUGUAUCUUCAAUAAAUGUGCAUUCUUUUGUCAAACACACUUAGUAAUUGAGGUUAAAUUUGAUGUUCAAUGCUUCAUUUGUUUAAUAUGAUUCAAUAUUAUAUGGGUGCAAGAAAAGUAUUUUCAGUUGAAAUGGCAUUAAAAAAGGUCUUAAAAGUGUUAAUUUUGGAUUUAUCUAUCCUGGGGGGACCCUGAUUGCCAAUGCUAGUGGCACUAGCCAUGACGUCCACUACUACUGCCGUUUGCUGUUGUUUGUUUUGGUGUGCGCGGCUGCAGCAUGCGCUACUCCACCUGCGGUGCUUAUUAUUGUAAGCAGGAAUUGUGUAUUAUUAUUGUUUUGGCUCAUUUGAUUUGAUUUAAUUCGUAUAGGUUAUUAUUUAUCUUAUGAAUUUAUGUUUUGAGAUGAUGUGUAAUUUUAGCUCUGAUUUGAAUAUUAGUUCCUAGCUGUUUGUGUUGUAGGAUGCUUUUGAGUUGACCACGAGAGUUCCUGCACAUGGCGCGGGGUAAUAAAGCAGAGUUAUACUGUCUUGCCGUGUUGGUCCUCAUUAUAAUAGAGAAGACGGAGUAAAUGUAAUUUACACAAAGAAACUGGAACCCAAUCGACCCACAGCCUCGAAAAGUAAGAAUUACAUUACGUCAGAAACUCGUUCGGUACGCCUCCGUUCUGAACCGAGCACCCCGUCCCGAAACGGUUCAAUACAAAUACAUGUACCGUUACACCCCUAGUUUGUGGUAAAAACUUCACUGGGAAGGGAAGUUUAAACAGACACACAAGAACACACAAUGGAGAGAAGACUUUCACCUGAUAAGAUUGCAGUUAAGGAUACACUUGGAAGGAAGAUUUCAGCAAUCACCCAAAAAUACUUGGGGCUUCUCACAAUUUUAAUUGCGAUUGUUGACAAUACUCUGAGGCUUCCCUUCUUUUUAGCCCCUUUCAGACUUGUACCCCGGUAAAUUCCCGUGUCAGGUGAUGCGGAAUUUAGCUGUGUCAUGGCUUUCACUCAUGGGGAAAGUCCUGGGAAUAAACCGGGUUGUAUGUGUAAAGGUGGCUUAAUUCAUUACUUUCAACCCGAGGCCGUUGGCAAUCUUAGAAAUAGUGACGUAUGCCCUUACAAAUUGAUGACGAAUCUUAAAACGUUUUAUAUAGCGUGCAAUAUGAAACAAAAAUAAAACUAAAAUUUUAAAAUAAUAUGAGUUUUUUGGUAAUAUUGUUGUCACAUAUAACCUGGUGCAAUCAAAGAACAAUUAAAAUCUUAAGCUCCAUCAUGAUUACUACAAUUUAACAGUGACUUUUGUUAUAAUUGUAUGUAGCACUUUAGGCAAUUUUUAUCAUGUCUUUUGAUGGCUGCACUUCAUGGCACUCCAGCUCGCCAUUCAGUUUGACUUGAAGGUAGUUCGCUAGUGUGUCCAACUAUAAAUUGAAAAGGUCAAUUGAUAAAAUGAAGUUACCGAUGCAAUCUUUGAGUCAGGGAACAUUUCUUUAGCUAAUUCUGAGACGUGAUCAACAAUAGUUGCAGGCAAAUUGUUUUCAGUAACAAAUUGGCAGAAUAAAAUCUCGGCUGUCGUCACUUUUCAUUCUGCUGUCUGCAUCUUUAUGACUAGUGUUGUUAAUCUUAUUUUUAAAAAUGCAAUUAAUUACAGUUACAAAAUAAAAGCAAUUGAGUUAGUAACUCAGUUACCUGAAUAUAAGAGUAAUUAGUUACUUGGCAAAGUAACUGGUGUUACCUUUCAUGAUUUUUUUUUUUCAUCCCCCCCCCCCCAAAAAAAAAAGUAACCUUCGCUAUGUUUGGAAAUAAUUUAAUGUUAUGGAUCAACCGUUAAAGUUGUUAAAAUUGCUCCCGUUUUUGCAUUAGUUCCCUUCUGUCUACUUUCGACAUGUGAAAGUUUUAAAACUGUUUCAUCAUUUAAAGAUAGAUUCAAGUCAAGAUUUUGCCGACUUAGGAGUGUUUUAGAUAAAGUUACUGAGGAUUGCUAGGAAGGUUCACUGCAACAGAGCCUGAGAAUUCUACUGCUUUAAGAUGGCGGUUGCUCACUAACGCCGCUGAGUCUGUCUUUUCACAUCUAGGUCUAUAUGCAUAUGAUAUCUAGUGUAGCAUCAAGUGGGCGUAGAUUGUAGGCUGUCGGCUUCAGUCAGGAAAUAUUGGAGCCGCCUAGCAUCGCGUUUGCAACAGCGUCACAACACUCUUUCCACUCCUGCUCUUCUUUCUUUUCUCGCGUCAUUCAACCAACGUAGUAACGCCCAUUGUCUCGUUGCCGAAACGGUGACAAAAUCCGAACGGAGAAAAAAAAAAACGGUAUGCACGAAAAAUGUACAGAUUUUGAACGUACGGCCUACACAUUUAAAAAUCAGUGCUCACUUGUACAAAUUAUGCUGAAACCGUACAACUUGACAGGUAUGUUGAUUUAUCCCAGGUUGGCGUCUCUGCACUCUCUGAGCGGGGAAGGCGGCUGGUGCGAUUGUAUUACCUGGACAUUACAUCAUAUUUGCUUGCUGCUUCAUUGUCUUGGUGGCGGGGGAGGGAAGCAUGUGACCUCGGGUAGUAUUCUUUUUUUUGCCGCACUCGAAUAAAUUGUACUUGUACAUCCAGACAGUGGGUGGCAGUGGCACUGUCAGACAAGGAACGACCAGUCUGUUUACAGUGUCUAAAAAUGUUUGCAGCGUACAGUGGGAAGCCAAAUCAAUUAUGACGCCACUUAAAGAUAUUAGACCCCCAUCACAUUAGAGAAUGACACUGACCCCAUGACACUGCCGUUUUUGUUCCAUUGUGUUUUUUUUUCGGUCAAAUUGUUUUGCAUAUUGUCUUUGUAAGUUAAUGUUGCUAAUCGAUUUGAAUUCAUUAGUAUUACUCAAUUUUAUUAAUUUUUUUCUAUUCUGUAUGAAAUGUUUGAAAAGUGUACCUUGAGUGUAUUUUUACAGUUUGGUUGACUUUGUUUUGAAUUCA